AUGGGCUCCUUCUUCAGUAGUCUUUGGGAGUUUUUUAGUCCCUCACGCCCUUACAAACUUCUUAUUCUUGGCCUCAAUAACGCAGGGAAAACAUCUAUACUUUAUCAUCUCCAGCUUGGUCACGCCAUCAGCACGCAACCAACACUUGGAGGUAAUACGGAGCAGUUGGUUAUCACACAUGGUUCAAAUAAUAAUAAUACGAUACAAGUAAAUUGCUGGGACCUUGGUGGACAAGAACAGCUACGAGACUCAUGGCGUCUCUACUAUGAUCAUACUGAUGCAGUAAUAUUUGUAGUAGACGCUGCUGAUCCAGUACGCUUUCAAACAGCAGGGAAGGUACUACGAGGUCUUUUAAAUGAUGAGCCGCAGCUGCGACAGGCAGUAUUGCUCGUGCUAGCAAACAAGCAAGAUUUGCCCGGAGCGGCAAGUCCGGCAGAACUAAUAAACGCAUUAAAUUUGGGUGCAAUAAAAGACCGUACGUGGACCUUGAUGGGAUGCAGCGCAUCCACUGGUGAUUCCCUUCGGGAAGCAAUGGCUUGGGUGGCGCAAAAAGUGACGGAACAAGCAAGCACAGCAACUGUUUGA
Molecule: messenger RNA, 585 nt
Organism: Trypanosoma theileri
Lineage: Eukaryota; Euglenozoa; Kinetoplastea; Trypanosomatida; Trypanosomatidae
Product: ADP-ribosylation factor
Exons: 1
Coding region: 1-585 (194 amino acids)
Biological process (GO): intracellular protein transport; vesicle-mediated transport
Cellular component (GO): cytoplasm; Golgi apparatus
Molecular function (GO): GTP binding; GTPase activity
Source: RefSeq, a predicted model, not a curated record